Molecule: messenger RNA, 372 nt
Organism: Capsicum annuum
Lineage: Eukaryota; Viridiplantae; Streptophyta; Magnoliopsida; Solanales; Solanaceae
Exons: 1
Coding region: 1-372 (123 amino acids)
Source: RefSeq, a predicted model, not a curated record
AUGACUGUUGCGGGGGAAAGAAGGUUAUUGCAACUGAAUAAGCUUGAGGAGUUUAGACUCCACGCCUAUGAAAAUACCAAGCUUUACAAGGAAAAGACCAAAAGAUGGCAUGACAAGCAAAUUCAAGUUAGGGAAUUUGAACCUGGACAACUUGUGUUGUUGUUUAAUUCACGGCUUAAGUUGUUUCCGGGUAAAUUACGAAUGAAGUGGUCUAGACCUUUUGAAGUGGAGCGUAUGACACCCCAUGGAGCUGUGGAGUUAUGGAAUAAAGAGAAGACAGAGAAGUUCCUUGUGAAUAGACAGCGUGUAAAGCAUUAUUGGGCAGAUCAUCCGGAUAAGCACAAGGAAUCCAUCACUUUUGCUGAUGAAUGA